Messenger RNA from Aspergillus costaricaensis CBS 115574, 1012 nucleotides. Its product is annotated as serine/threonine-protein kinase HT1. The record is from RefSeq and is a predicted model, not a curated record. The coding region runs from base 7 to 909 and encodes 300 amino acids. Gene Ontology annotation, molecular function: ATP binding; protein tyrosine kinase activity. The transcript has a single exon. NCBI's taxonomy places the organism in Eukaryota, Fungi, Ascomycota, Eurotiomycetes, Eurotiales, Aspergillaceae. Gene Ontology annotation, biological process: protein phosphorylation.
UUAAAUAUGGCUUCUUCCUUAUUUAUAGACCUCGAUGGAAACCCCCUACACGAUAAAGAGGUCUUGGGUUACGGGAGAACUGGGGUAGUGACCUGUCGUGACAAUGUCGCGGUCAAGAUUCCCUUGAGACAUCCGUGGAGUAGCGACGAGGACGUGCAAACAAAUAAAGAAGUUCUUGAACGUGAGCAAGGCAUCUAUCAUCGUUUGAAUCUUUUCCCAAGGGAGCAUAUUGACUGUAUUGUACCUUGUCUCGGGCUCCACACAAAUGCCACACACCUCGGUUAUAUGGAGAAUGGAGAUCUACGAACUUACAUGGCAGAGAAUCAGCCAUCUCGUGCACUCCAGAUUACAUGGUUUCGUCAAAUGGCCCAAGCCCUUGAACAGAUUCACGAUAAACGCGUGCUUGUGGCAGAUGUUGCAACUCGCAAUUUUCUGCUGGAUUCAGAUUUAUCUAUCAAAGUCUGCGACUUCAGCGAAGCAUCUCUUUUACCCAUUGAUACUGUCAUGGAAACGGCGGAUGACGGUGGAUUUUCCAUACAAACAGACCUUGGUCAGCUUGGUGCAGUGAUGUACGAAGUGAUCACUCGACAAAAAUGUGACUUCGAUCUCUUCCAAGAGGGAAUUCCCCUAGACGGCCGAGCUAUUUGGCCACGGCGAGACUCACUUCCUAGUACCGAUGGGCUCUGGCUCGGCUCAAUCAUUGAAAAGUGCUGGGUCGAAGGGGGUUUCCAAAACGCACAUGCCUUGUCACAGGCACUGUACUCGGUUGAUAUAGCGCACACCAGUCUCUGGAGCAAGCUAACGUCCAUGUCCCUUUGGGAUCGCCAAGGCCAUUUUAGAAACUCCGUCGUCAUGCUUGCAGUGGUAGUCACUGCUGUCGCAAUAGCUGGUUCUUGGACCAGAAGUUAGCCAUUGACCAGGGGUUGAUUCUAUAUAACAGAGCUUUUCUUGCAUGUCGAUUAAUAGCUGUUUAUAGAGAAGAUACCUUGAGUUGUUUGGUUUACUUGUACAG